Molecule: messenger RNA, 813 nt
Organism: Varanus komodoensis (Komodo dragon)
Lineage: Eukaryota; Metazoa; Chordata; Lepidosauria; Squamata; Varanidae
Product: enkurin-like
Exons: 5
Coding region: 1-813 (270 amino acids)
Cellular component (GO): acrosomal vesicle
Molecular function (GO): calmodulin binding
Source: RefSeq, a predicted model, not a curated record
AUGACGUCCCGCUGCCCGGAGGAAAACAUUUACAAUCUGCUGCCCCGCAAAGAGGAAGAGGAAGAGCCGGUACGUCUCGGUGUUCAGACCGUUAGUGCGACGCGAGAUACGAGAGAAGACAACGGCACCCUGCCAGACGAUGGGCGUCCCCAAGCUCCAGGUCCCCACGCCAAGGAGCUUCCUCCGGAAACAUUCGAGGGAGCCAAAGCUCCCGCAGCAGUGACCAAAGCUUUACCGCCAUGUGCUUUCUGCAAACAUGCCACAGAAAGAAGGGAUCUGGGAGACAAGGUGGUCCUGAAACCUCAUGUGCCGAAAAGGACAGAGCACCCCAUCAUGGGUCUUCGAUGCGAGAAGGAUUUCAUCACGGCCAACGUCGCCGAGGCCAUGAUGUCGGUGGCCAAGAGGCCGCUCCGCGCUUGUGUGGACGUGCGCACGGGGGACAAGUUUCUCGUGGACGACUCCGGCCUCGUGAAAAAGUACCUCAAGAAAAAGGAUUUUGGCAAGACGCCGAGCUACAUUAAAAAGCGAAAGGCGGAGGCGAGGGAAGCGCAGGAGGCGGCGGCCGCCCGCCUGGAGCAGCACCGCGCGCGGAAGGGCCUGACGCGGCUCUCCCGGGAGGAGCGCGAGCGCGUCCUGCAGGGCCUCAAGCAGAGCUGGGAGCAGGUCAACCGGGCGUUCCAGGGCCUCUCCGUGGUGGUCGACACGGUGCCCCGGAGGCUCCGCAAGGAGAAGAUGGAGGCGCAGAUGCGGCAGCUGGAGCGCGACGUCCGCGCCCUGGAGAGGCACCCGGCCGUCUACGUGGCCGGCGAGUGA